Molecule: messenger RNA, 4026 nt
Organism: Lacerta agilis (Sand lizard)
Lineage: Eukaryota; Metazoa; Chordata; Lepidosauria; Squamata; Lacertidae
Gene: ARL3
Product: ADP ribosylation factor like GTPase 3
Exons: 6
Coding region: 117-665 (182 amino acids)
Biological process (GO): cilium assembly
Cellular component (GO): microtubule cytoskeleton; cytoplasm
Molecular function (GO): GTP binding; GTPase activity
Source: RefSeq, a predicted model, not a curated record
AGGGUAGUGGGCGGAGCUUGUGCGUCGAACUCGGGACGGACGUUCGACGUGGGAGGAACGCAGUGCGCGCGCGCGCAUGACGCAGUUGCCCAUGGUAACCGGGAGCCGCGUAGAGGAUGGGUUUGCUGUCAAUUCUGCGCAAAUUGAAGAGUGCACCAGACCAGGAGGUAAGAAUCCUCCUCCUGGGAUUGGAUAAUGCAGGCAAGACCACACUUUUGAAACAACUAGCAUCUGAAGACAUCACCCACAUUACUCCCACACAGGGUUUUAACAUCAAAAGCGUGCAAGCACAAGGUUUCAAGCUGAAUGUGUGGGACAUUGGUGGACAGAGGAAGAUCAGGCCAUACUGGAGGAAUUAUUUUGAGAACACCGAUAUCCUGAUUUAUGUCAUUGAUAGUGCAGAUAGAAAGAGAUUUGAAGAAACGGGUCAGGAGCUAGCGGAACUCUUAGAUGAAGAGAAGCUAAGUGGUGUUCCUGUGCUCAUCUUUGCGAACAAACAAGAUUUGCUGACGGCAGCCCCUGCUGCAGAGAUUGUAGAGGGUCUGAACUUGCACACGAUCCGUGACAGAGUCUGGCAGAUUCAGUCUUGUUCGGCCCUCACAGGAGAGGGUGUGUCGGAUGGCAUGAACUGGGUCUGCAGAAAUGUCAUUGCAAAGAAGAAGUAAAUGAACUGCGUUGCAUGGAAUUGGAGGGGCUGCAGGAGCCAAACACGCUAGCUGGCUGCUAGCAUCUGACCAAAUAUUUUUCCAUCUGUGUGCAGCUAUAGCUGUUAGAAAUGGGAACAGCAGCUAAGCCUACUGCCCAAAUUGGAACUUUACCUUCUCUCUAGUAUCAUUUCCCUCCAUAUAUGCAUUUCUUCCCCCCACCCCUACCCCUUUUGGCAUAAGUAGUAUUGAGAGUCUCCACAUUCAUCUGACUAAAGAAUAAAAUCUGAAAACAGGAGCAGAUUGAAGUCUGCCAUAAAGACUUCCAGUGGGUUCCGCAGAGUGUAGGAUGAUCAUAGCAAUGUGUAUGGGAGCCUGCUUCAGUUCUGAAGUCACUCAGGAUGCUCACCUGGUGCCACUCAAAGCUUUUCUCAUCGGCAAAUGAGCUGAUGUUUUAUUAGCAUCUGUGCUUCAGUUUUAAAACAAUACAUUACUUUGUAGAAUGCUGGCAAGACACUCCUAUGGCCUCAUGAAGAGCCUUUAUUAUAGCGAGAUACCCAGGUGUCUGCCCUUCCUUUUACAGAGACCUGCGUUGUAACUCAAGUUCUUAACAGUCUGAAUGUUAGAAGCAUCAGAGUGCUAGAGAUGCUGUCAUUUAUCAAAUAAAACAGUGUCAGACUGCAGUGCAGUGUUGCCUUUAUGGUUGGUGUAAACAGACCAAGAGCUCUUUGACAUUCAGUCUCGUUGCACUGUAAAAAUCCCUCCAUGAGGGUGGAGUUUAACAGCAUAUAGUGGUAGUCAAUUUAGUGCUCUAAGUCUUAGCUGCAGGUUAAUUUAGGGGGGCGUGUUUUGAGAAGAGCUUUUGGUAGGCUGCAUCUGCCUCCUAUAAGCCAUGUAGCAAAUGUGCUUCUCCCAAGUAGUCGAAACAGUAAUAGACUGAGAUUAACAGGUUCAAUGUAGUGGCUCUAUCCAAAUGAGUUGUUGUGGGUGUAUAGUCUGGGAUCGCUUUUUUGUGAGUCUGCACUGCUUCCUGCACUGUUAGUUUAGAACUACAUUUCAGAACUAUCUGUGCAGGAAGUAACUGUCUGGAUGUGUUCAAAAAGAGAUGUCCCUCACUUCAGGAAAUACCUGACCAAUUUAAGUUGCAGUUUAGAGCGAAAGGUAUAGAUGAAUCUCUGGCAAGAGAAGCAUUCCUCUAUCAGUCCUAAGAAGAAAAACCCAGAGUCUAUAACUUCUUAAAUCCAGAAUAUUCGUUAGGAAAAUGCAUGAAGGAUGCACUCUCCCCUUUGAGGGAAUAGUCAUAUAGUAUGAUUGCGAAAUCUCAGCAUAUCGCUACAACACCAGGAAAUGACAUAGGAGGCUGCUUCUCGCCUCUGGGUCAUCUGCUAGAUUUGUCCAAGUUCAAAGUAAUUUGGCGAGGGCAGUCUUGCAUGCAAUGAAUUUAGCACGCAGCAUGCAGAUUAUAACCAGAGUAUAGGCCAGAAAAUGCCAUGGCAACUAUAAUGCCCUUUCUCAUUCCUAGUGGGAGGGAGUAAACUUGCUUUGCUAAACCUUGGGAAAUGUGUAUACAUUGUGGAGAGCCAGAGCACAAUAGCUGCUUUCAGACAUUUGUUGACCAUAUAAUCCAUUGUCACUAUAUUGUGUUUUUUUUGCUUAUUCCUUAUUAAUCUAGACAAAGUAAUGGCAAUAAUUUCUAGUCCACCUUGACUUGGAUUCUGUCUUGCUAUUAAUUUGUGGUUUGCAACAGACAUAAAUUCUAGAUUAGAUAAAUUAAGUCUAUAUCCCACCUACUUCAACCGAUUUGUAAGGGAAAUAAAUCCAUAAGCAAACAUUACAACAGUGAGCAAGAAUAAAAUAAAGUACAGACAACAGUCCAAAUCAAUCCAUUGAGAACCCCCAAGCGUGACAGCUAAAAUACAUAUUUGCACAAACUGCUAAAAUAUCACUAAGAGCAGAUACUUCCUAUUGCUUGCUUUCUACAGGGAAGCUGGUGACAUGUUGCAAAUACUGAUUUGCGUUUUAGAAAAGGCUUUCACUCUUUAGAGGUCCAGUGUGCAAAAGUGGCAGCAGGAACCUUUUUUUUUUCUUGCACUUGUAGCCCAAUUUUGAAAGAAAUGAAAUAUGUCUGCAACUAUCCAGUCCAGAUGUUAUAGAGAGGCCUAUCUCUGCUCAUGCCAUAAUGUCUGGAAGCGUCUCCCCUAAAAUUCAACAAACCUAAGUCAGCCUGUUCAGUUCAGGAAGAAGUACAUUUCCUUCAGUGUGCAGCAAGCUAACGAAGCACCCCCAAUACUUACUACCAGGUUGACAAACUCUGAAGCAAACUGACCAUGCUGCCUUCUCUGCUUCUAUCUUUGAGCACAAAAUACAGCUCUCUAUUAUCUCAGACAGUGAAUGCAGAUUGCCCAGGGCUGUCCUGUUUCUGUUUCUUUCUCAUCUCUUGCUAAGCAUAUUUUUUUUGUGGAAAAUGGGAUCUCAUUGAGCCAAAAGGAACUACCAUGGUUCAUCGACUUCAACAAGCAGCUAUCAUACCUGCAUCAAGUUUGAAUCAUUUUGACCUAACUAGAUAUUCUAAGAACUAGAAGACAGGGCUGACCCAAUGACCCCAGAGGCCAAUAUCCUGGCUCUGAAAAUGACCUAUGCCACAUGGAUGCUUCACAAAUAAGUUGCAAGACAGGACAGUUAUGGAACAAUCUCCCUCUUAUUUCUAACAAAUGGAAAAGACUGCCCUGAGCAGGCGAAUUCGCAACUUCUAACUGUUUAGUUCACAGUUCUUAAACCAAUCUUCAUGGUUUUAUCUAAUCCUUUUUAAAAAAUAAUUUUAUUCCAGCUCUGCUAUUGGCUUUCACAAUAUCCCCAGUUCAGCUAGUUCUGCACUGAAUGUAGUGUGUGAAAGGGUUUUUCUUUCAUUUAAGUACAACAACAGCCACACUGACUCUUUGACAAGGUGUUUUGCUAUAUAUAUGGUACAUGUUUCCUAUCUGAAUACUGUGCUACAUUUACAGGUGAGCCAGAAUGGAUGAAGUAUAGCCUUGAGAGACCGGAGUAGUAUUGUUCAUGUCACAUACUAGAAUGAAGAAGGCAUGUUUCAGAUGUGGUUUAAUUACUUGUUUCUUUGAUUAAACAUAGCAGGAUUUGCUCUCUUUCUUACAUACCAGAUGAUGCUCAGUUGCUAUAAAAAGCCAUAGCUGCAAAUGCUGUCCAUUACACCUUUUCCGUUCUCUCAAUAGGGUACAUCAGAUUUUUAUUUUUUUUUAGUUCUUAGUUUUAUUCUCUCUUUUUUGACAUUCAUGAAAAGGGUGUGUGUGAUGAUAAGUUGAUGAUGCUAAGCCUUGGUGUAUAUGUUUAGAUGUUUGGCAAACUUGAAUAAAAUUUAGUAGAAAUG